This is a messenger RNA of Camelina sativa (false flax), 747 nucleotides long. RefSeq lists its product as uncharacterized. Lineage: Eukaryota; Viridiplantae; Streptophyta; Magnoliopsida; Brassicales; Brassicaceae. The record is from RefSeq and is a predicted model, not a curated record.
AUGGCUCAUUCGUUGAUCAAGUGUGAUCUGGGCAAUGGAGAGCGUGCUAGCUUCUGGUAUGAUGCUUGGUGCCAUCUUGGUCCGUUAAUAAACCUGACUGGUAAUGACGGACCUGUUCGGUUUGGGAUUUCUUCCCAACUCUCUGUGGCUGAUGCGUGUGAGGGAAACAUUUGGCACUUGCCAUCUCCAAGGUCGGACCAGGAGCGUGAGUUGCAUUCCUUCCUUGACAUGUUCUUUUCAAUCAGGCCUGAUGCUGGUAUCGACUGCUACAAAGAGCGAUCCAAUAUCAAAGAAUGGUCAUCGUUGAUAUGGUUUAAAGGAGCCACGCCUAAACACGCCUUCAUAAUGUGGGUUGCAUAUCUGCAUCGACUGCCAACCCGCGAUAGACUACAUGCCUGGGGCAUCUCCACUCCUACCUCUUGUUGUAUCUGUUCGGCCUCUGAGGAGUCUCAUGUUCACCUUUUCUUAAGGUACCCGUUUAGCAAACAGGUGUGGUCGCGGGUUCAGUCCCAUCUUCGGCUGCGUCCACUGGCUUUUCAUACCUGGCCAUCACUUCUCGCCUGGACAAAGAUUAAAUCGGACUUAGCUCCACCAAUCAUCCGGAAGCUUGCGUGUCAAGCUGUGGUGUAUCACCUCUGGAAGCUUAGGAACACUAUUCUUCAUAACCAGGUUUUGUUUUCUCCUACUGCUGCCUAUCAGGAGAUUGUGACAGAGAUCCGCAACACCAUCGAUGCCAGAAAGUCCUGA